Messenger RNA from Spodoptera exigua (beet armyworm), 1044 nucleotides. NCBI's taxonomy places the organism in Eukaryota, Metazoa, Arthropoda, Insecta, Lepidoptera, Noctuidae. The record is from the annotation of a GenBank genome assembly.
UCGCAUUAGAUCGCUAAACUAAUAAUAUGGCUAGAACAAAAGCAUCUGUCGGAUCUAAAGUAUCCGCUGGGAAGAGCAGUAAAGCUAGAUGCUGUGUAGCACCCACUCCAAGCAGCUCUGGAAUGUCUAGCAUCUCUUCAGACAAAGGUUCCAAAGGUUACUCCGGUGGUAAUCCAGUAUGUCCCCGCGAAACUCCGAAGUGGCAGAAACCAAUCACCAGAUUUUUCAUCACCAAAGAAGAUUCUAGAGAUCAGGAGGUGAAUGUUGAUGAUGAGGAGACAGCUGGCACAUCGAAUUCAAAACCGAAAGACAAACCCAAUGUUAUCCAUUCAGAUUCAGAAGAAAAUGUCUUGGUUGAAAAAGCAAAGAAUAACGUUUUGGACGAGAGCCUCGAUUUAGAGCCUUUGAAUGGUGAAGAUAGUCAUAAAAUCGAAGAAUAUUACCCCAAAGGGUCUAAGGGUAAAGGUGUGGGAAAAAAGACUAAAGGAAAAGAAAAUAAGGUUGAUUUUAAAAGGUUAAGAGAAGAGGAAGAUGUCGAAAACUCUAGCAAAAGAAUCAAAGUUAAUUAGUUGAUAAUGUCGUUGUUAAUAAAUUUGUAGGUAGUUCGUUUUUGUUGAGUCGGAUCGGAUUUUCAAUACUUAUUUUUGAGUGUGGCAGAUCCAAGCUGGGUCGACCGAAGUGAUAUACAGGGUGUAAAAAGACACUUAACGAAGCCGAAAGCCACGUAUUCUACCCAUUAUUUGGAUCAUUUUUUUCUUUAAGACCAUAGCUGGGAUGCCACGGGUUCUCCAGAUAUUGAAGGUCAAAGAUGCAUUUUUAAUUUUUUUUUGCGCAAUCGAAUUCUAAGUAUUAUUACAAAACUUUUUUCCAAACAAACAUUACCUGAAUUUUCGAUUUUUCUAAAUAAAUUACGCAUUUGUAUAUAGGCUUCACAGAAAAUUUGAAAUAACCACAGCGUUGUGUUUCGCCGUGUGAGUGAGGUUACCGGAGACCCAAUCUUUGCCUAUCCUCAAUCCUUAAACAUCUAAUAUCCAACGAGAGGUC